Molecule: messenger RNA, 1614 nt
Organism: Stylonychia lemnae
Lineage: Eukaryota; Ciliophora; Spirotrichea; Sporadotrichida; Oxytrichidae
Source: the annotation of a GenBank genome assembly
AUGUCAAACACAAUUAAUUUUGACUAAUAAGAUAGGGCUCCCAAAGGAAUGGGAGUAAAUAGUUACUUUUCUAUUGAAUAAGUGCAGCUAGAAACUUUAAAUGGAUAGAAACUUUACCAUCAAGGACUUAUAUGUUUGUCCAUAGCCACCAAGCUUGAGGAGGACAAAAUAUUUUGCAUAAAGAAUGUACUGAUAGAACUCCAGUAUUCUGUUAGCGUUGAUUAUCUCUAGAAAAUUGAAUAAGAGAUCUUGCAAAAGUUAGAAUGGGUUUUAAAUCUACCAACACCCAUUGAGAUUUCAAAGCAAAUGCUCUACUACACCAAUUGCAAUUUUGAUUUCAAUGAUAUCUGCAGUCAAAUCAAUAAUUUUAUCUUCUUGUGUUUGCUUGAGCAUCUCUAAAUGCUAAAUUUCAGAAAUUAAUUGGCUACAUUUAUCCAUGAAAAUUUUGAUUCUAUAGACUAUAUAUCUAUGAUUGAAUGUAAAAAGGUCCUUCAACUUAGAAUAUAAAAUGGUGAAUAGGAUGGAUCAGUUGAUAAUGCUCAAACAACCACAGGUAACACUCAUUGUUCCCCAACGUCAAAGGCAAAGUUUAAUUCUUACUUAGAAUAAUCAGAUCCAGCUAGUUUGGAAUAUUUAUUCUCAAGUCUUUGUCUUUAGAAAAAAUAAUAUCAUGGAUUCAAUUCUAAUGAAGUUGUACAAAAAACUGAUAGAUCUCUAUAAGAGUAAUUUCUAACUAGAUCAAGUAAUCUAACUGAUACCAAUAGACCACCCAUAGUAAUCAAUAAUUUCUAGACAAUUUCGAGAAGCAAAGUAAAUCAGAAAUUAUGCCCCUUAGCUGGAGAUGAUACCUAUAUUUCUGAGAAAGAUAACGUUUCAACUCCUAAAAUAAACAGUAGUAUUGCGGAUCAAGAUGAAAGUAACAACCAUAUUCCUAGUGAAAACAUUUUUUCAAGUUCUAACUCUUAUAACAGUCUUGGCUUAGAAGAGAUGGAUGAAAGAAGCAAGAAUGUGGAUUAUAAAUUUAAAAAUCUAAUGAAUUCCAACCAAAGUUAAAUUCAUCAAAAGAGAUUAAGCAUAGCUUCUGGGCCACAUAUAUUCGUAUCCCAUGUUGAAAGAUUCUUCUAAUAGCAAAGACAAUUAAAUGUGCUUCAAUAACCAUAGGGUCCUCUAGAAACUAAUUUUUCUGGAGAAAUCGAAGUGACUUCUCCACAGUAGGAUAUUGAAAGUGAUGAGGAAUAGGACGAUCAAAAGACUUUCAAGUAUAGUAUAAUAAGUGAUGAAGAGCUUCUUAAGAAUGAGCAAGAGGCUUACAGAUAGAUAAGAUAUCUUAAAAGCAACAGCUCUCUUAAAGAUAGUCUCAUAAGUAUGUUUGUUUCAUCAACAUUAUUUAUUCCUGAGGAAAAAAAUACAGAUUCUAAGAGAACCUUAAUUGAACCUGGACUUAAUCCAUCUUAUAAUGCUCAAGAUAUUUAAACACAGAGGGGAAUAAACAUUAACAGCAAGCAUUUGAAGAAUUAAUACUCGAAUUAAAUAAGCUGGAAUCCGUUUGCAUCCUAUCAAUAAAACUACCGAUCUCCUGGCUAAUCAGUAUUUAACAACAGAUUUAACUCUUGA